Strongyloides ratti is the source of this 348-nucleotide messenger RNA. RefSeq names its product Alpha crystallin/Heat shock protein family and Alpha crystallin/Hsp20 domain and HSP20-like chaperone domain-containing protein. Gene Ontology annotation, molecular function: protein folding chaperone. Bases 1 to 348 code for a protein of 115 amino acids. Gene Ontology annotation, biological process: protein refolding; response to heat. The record is from RefSeq and is a predicted model, not a curated record. The transcript has 2 exons. NCBI's taxonomy places the organism in Eukaryota, Metazoa, Nematoda, Chromadorea, Rhabditida, Strongyloididae.
AUGCCAAAUUACCAAAAUUCACUAACGUCUACAACAGGAUUUCCUGCCAGUAUAUGGGAUUGGCCAUUACAAAAAGAAGACGGUGUUGUUACAAUUCAAAAUGAUUCUAAUAAAUUUGAAGCAACCCUACAAUGUCAAUAUUUUGCUCCAAAUGAAAUUGAAGUAAAAAUAAUUGGAGAAAAUAUAGUUAUACAUUGUAAACAUGAAUCUAAUACACCAGAAUCUUCAGUGUCAAGAGAAAUAAACAGAACUUAUAAAUUACCACAAGAUGUAAAUGUUUUGACACUUAAAAGUCAUCUUAACAGUAAAGGAAUUUUAACAUUAACAGCUGACAAGAGCGCUUUCUAG